AUGCAUGAGAAGUUUGGCAAGAUGCCGCCGUCGCAAGAGCAGCAGUAUAGCGAGCGCACGCCGCUGAUACAGCGUGUGCCCGUGGAUGAUGAGAGGAGAGUUCAUUUUCCACACCAGCGAGUAAGAAGAUUUUGCACCAUCGGCUUGAUCACCAUUCCACUGCUUACGCUUGCCAUCAUCUUCUUCUGCAUCGCGAUAGCAGGCCAAAACGAUCUCUUCGGCGACCAUCAGACCGAGUCGAGCGGCACCCUCUCACACCACCAACGAGAUUCGCAAGAAGUUCUCCACGGCGACCUCGCCCUCCCGCAUCCAGCUUGGCCUGCCAGUCAGGGCAUCGCCUACGACGAGCUUAAGCACAUCCUGCAUGACACCCCGUCGCCAAAGUAUGCGCGCGAAUGGAGCGAGUACUAUACUGCCGGGCCGCAUUUGGCUGGCAAGAACAAGAGCCAGGCAGAGUGGACAAGGGACAAAUGGGAAAGCUGGGGUGUCAAGAGCAGUAUCGCGGCUUAUGAAGUAUACCUCAACUAUCCGAAAGACCAUCGUCUGGCACUGCUGAAGGAUGGCAAUGUAGCAUUCGAGGCUACACUGGAGGAGGAUGUGCUGGAGGAUGACCCUACUACGGGCAUGAAGGACAGAGUGCCUACCUUCCACGGCUACUCGGCCUCUGGAAACGUCACCGCGCAGUAUGUGUACUGUAAUUACGGCACGUUCGCCGACUUUGAGGAGCUGCAGAAGGCUGGCAUUGAAUUGAAGAGCAAGAUCGCGUUGGUGAAGUACGGUGGCAUCUUCCGUGGACUGAAGCUUAAGCGAGCGAGCGAGCUCGGCAUGAUUGGAGGCAUCAUUUACAGCGACCCUGGUGAUGAUGGAGAGAUCACGGAAGAGAAUGGCUACAAGACCUACCCGGAUGGGCCAGCUAGGAACCCAAGCAGUGUGCAGCGAGGAAGCACGCAGUAUCUGAGCGUUGCACCAGGCGAUCCAACCACUAUCGGCUAUCCAUCACUUCCAGGUGCACCACGUCAGAGCACGAAAGGCAAGAUUCCAGACAUCCCCUCCGUUCCCAUAUCCUAUGCCGAAGCUCUACCUUUGCUGAAGGCACUCAACGGCCAUGGUCCGAACGCUACGUCUUUCUCCUCAUAUUGGCACACCGGCGGUCUCGGCUACAAAGAUGUGCACUACAACAUUGGUCCUUCGCCUCCGCACACGACCGUCAAUCUCAUCAACGAGCAGGAGUAUGUCACGACGCCACUGUGGAACGUUAUCGGUGUGAUAAACGGCAGUAUACCGGAUGAAGUCAUUGUGAUUGGCAACCAUCGCGAUGCUUGGAUAGCCGGAGGAGCAGGCGACCCCAACUCUGGCUCUGCUGCACUGAACGAAGUCAUUCGAUCCUUCGGCAAGGCACUUUCUGCUGGCUGGCAACCACUACGCACCGUCGUCUUCGCAAGCUGGGAUGGCGAGGAGUACGGUCUUCUCGGCAGCACGGAGUGGGUGGAAGAGUACAUCCCAUGGUUGAGCGAGGCAACGGUAGCCUACAUCAACGUCGACGUUGGUGCUCGUGGACCGAACUUCCAGACCAGUGCCGCACCACUCCUCAAUAAGCUGAUCUAUGAGAUCACCGACGAAGUGCAGAGUCCCAAUCAGACAGUGGCGAAUCAGACAGUACGAAAUACCUGGUCCGGACACAUCAGUACAAUGGGAAGUGGCAGCGACUUCACAGCUUUCCAAGACUUCGCCGGCAUAGCAUCCAUCGAUGUCGGCUUCGGCUCUGGCAAGAAUGAUCCUGUGUAUCACUACCACAGCAACUACGACUCCUUCCACUGGAUGGACAAGUAUGGUGACCCGGGCUUCGAGUACCAUAUCACUAUCGCCAAGAUCAUCGCGCUCAUGGCGGCAAAGCUGGUCGAGGAGCCAGUCAUCCCACUCAAUGCUACAGAUUAUGCUUCCGGUCUGGCAACAUAUCUUGAAAGUAUCAAGAAGCUAGCACACGAGUCUAGCUUCUCCUAUCUGGAGAAAGAUGCCUUCGACAGUCUUGCUGCCGCUGUAGCAUCGUUCAAGGAUGCUGCUUCGGGCUUUGACGCCAAGGCCGCAUCACUUCUCGACAGUGUGCCGGGUCCUUCUGCCUCGGUCUACGCUGACGUACGGUCAGUGAACACGAAGUACAAGCUGCUCGAGCGUCAAUUCCUAUAUGCUCCUGGUCUAGACAGCCGAACGUGGUUCAAGCACGUUGUCUUUGCACCCGGACUUUGGACUGGAUAUGCCGGAGCAACUUUCCCAGGUAUUGUGGAAGCUAUUGAGGACAAGAAUACGACGGCUGUGGCGAAGUGGGUCAGUAUCGUUGAGGCGAGAGUCGAUGGGGCUAUCUCACUUCUUGAAGGGUGA
This is a messenger RNA of Recurvomyces mirabilis, 2376 nucleotides long. RefSeq lists its product as uncharacterized. Gene Ontology annotation, molecular function: carboxypeptidase activity. The record is from RefSeq and is a predicted model, not a curated record. The transcript is spliced from 3 exons. NCBI's taxonomy places the organism in Eukaryota, Fungi, Ascomycota, Dothideomycetes, Mycosphaerellales, Teratosphaeriaceae. Bases 1 to 2376 code for a protein of 791 amino acids.